Messenger RNA from Rattus norvegicus (Norway rat), 1179 nucleotides. It is a transcript of the gene Speer4c1l, whose product is annotated as spermatogenesis associated glutamate (E)-rich protein 4C1 like. NCBI's taxonomy places the organism in Eukaryota, Metazoa, Chordata, Mammalia, Rodentia, Muridae. The record is from RefSeq and is a predicted model, not a curated record.
AAUCCCUGUGAUGUCACCAGUGUUGUAGUGACAACCAGUUCCCUAAUUUUUCUCUCUUAGUGUCCAAAGGAUAUAUCCACAGGCAUGUUUGCCCGUCUUCGCGGGCGCUUUGGGAGAGUUGAUUUUGAUGGAGAAGAGUCUAGAGUGAAGCAAACGAAACCUAAAAGUAAUGAUGGACACAGGACGUGGUCAUGUGGAAUGUGGAAGGCCUGCAGACAGACGUCAUCCCCUGAAACUGUCCUAAACAAGGUGCAGGGCAACGAGGAAGAGGAGAGGCUGAUUAGAGAGCUCGAGCUAACUACCAAGGAGAGAAAUGAGCUGAAUGAUCGCCUCCUUUAUGUGACAGAUGUAUCCAUGAACAAGAGCCCCUACUUCAGGCCAAAUCCAUUUUAUGAAAAAUUGAAGAUAAAGGAGAAAGAGGUCAUGUCAUUACUGCACAACUUAGAGAUAAAGAACACUGAACAUUGUCAGAAAUUUCAGGAGCUCAAGAAGGAGAUUAACUUCUAUCGCAACCUGCAGAGCCGGCUCCUGAUGGACCAGGCAUGCAUGAAGAAGAAGUUGGUCACAUUGAAGCAGGAGAGCAAGGAGGUACAGCGGUACUUGUUUGAGUUGAACCCGAAUGAUGAAGACGAACAGGAGAAGACCAGCAUCCUCCAGACCCAGCAAAAUUUGGUCUCAGAGAUGCAGGAGAGAUGGAAUAGGACACAUCCCAGGAAGACGGCCACCUGAAGAAUGAGUUUCUUUCUCAGGAGUUCCCUGCUGACGACCAUCGUCAAGUGCCAAAGCCUUUUUUGGGUGAAUGUUCCUCAUCUCAGUUAAUUUUUUCAAUGGUUAGAGACCCUAAAUUUAUCUAUCAGUAUGCCAGCCUGUCUGACUGAGGUCUUCAUCCCUUUCUCAUAUCCACAACACCGUUUGAGAGACAACUGAGGGGACUUCCUUGACAUCUCGUGUCCUACAACAGAAACAGCAGUACAAUUGUUCUUCUAAAUGUCCAUCAUAAAACGUUAAGAAACAUUUUUGGUUAUGAUUUUCAUUGAAGUUUGAUUUUUGUUGUUUCAUAGUUAUAUAUUCCUGUUACUUUUUUUCAUUUUUGAUAACACUUUAGUUGUUCAUUAAGACUGUUUUUUGUUAAUUGUAUUCCUUAUGAAUAAAAAUUGAUUUGGAACUCUUGACUCUUAA